AUGCUGCUCAAUGAAACCUCCCUCAACAAGUCUGCGUGUCUCACUGAAACUCAACAUCCUCAGCACAUGAUUCCAGUUCUUUACUUCCUCAUUUUCCCGACAUCUCUGGCCCUGAACGGUAUAGCAGCGUGGGUGUCUCUGUACCUCAACUCCAAGGCCACUUUCGUGGUCUACCUAAAAAACCUACUCGCCGCCGACCUCAUCAUGACCUUCAUCCUUCCGUUCGAUGCUUUGAAAGACCUGAACAGCGGAUCUGAGUGGCUGUUGGUGCUGAUGUGCCGCUACCUAAGCACCAUCUUUUACAGUACGAUGUACACGUCCAUCAGCUUGCUUGGGUUGAUCAGUGUGGACCGCUGGUUGAAGAUCAUGAUGCCUCGCAACAGGCUGCCUUGUCACAACAUCCAGUUCAGCAAGUUCAUGUCCGCUGCAGUUUGGCUGAUAUUGUUUGGAUUUACCUGCCUGCCGAACAUCAUCUUAACAAACAGGUCAGAGGACAGCAUGGGGGAGGUCCAAACGUGCAUGGAUCUGAAGGGACCUCUGGGCCUUGAAGUCCAUCAGCUGAUCAUCAUUUGCCUCAAUGUGUAUUUCUGGAUUGUUAGCCUGCUCAUGGUGGUGUGCUACGUGUGCAUCGCACACAAAGUCAUUGAGUCCUUCAAGAGAUCCGGCAGCAAUAACAAGCAGGGAAAGCAGAGAAUGAAAUACCGAAUCUUCUCCGUCGUGAUCGUCUUCUUUAUCUCCUUCAGUCCAUAUCACAUUAUCAGGAUCCCAUACACCUUCCAGCAGGUCAGCUCCGACAACUGCGCUUACAUCCAGGGGAAGUUCGCCAAGCAGGUCAGCCUGUUUCUAGCCACCGUCAACAUCUGUCUCAGUCCACUUCUCUACGCCUUUCUGUGUUACGACUUCAGGAAGAAACUGAUGUCGCUGUUGAAAGAUCUUGACAUUCCACUGCCGAUCGACUUAACCGACAAAGAUAGCAGUGCGUCAACGCAGCCAUCCAACAAAGCACCGGUCAAAUGA
This is a messenger RNA of Synchiropus splendidus (mandarinfish), 1017 nucleotides long. RefSeq names its product P2Y purinoceptor 13-like. Gene Ontology annotation, biological process: G protein-coupled receptor signaling pathway; negative regulation of adenylate cyclase activity. The coding region runs from base 1 to 1017 and encodes 338 amino acids. The record is from RefSeq and is a predicted model, not a curated record. The transcript has a single exon. Gene Ontology annotation, cellular component: membrane. Gene Ontology annotation, molecular function: G protein-coupled purinergic nucleotide receptor activity. Lineage: Eukaryota; Metazoa; Chordata; Actinopteri; Syngnathiformes; Callionymidae.